AUGCGUACUUUUGAGAUGGGAUCUAUCAAAGUCGGGCUCCCAAGAGGGCAGCAGAUGUGUAUGGUGGUUCUGUCUUCGAAAUUUGCGGCUGGGGAGAAAGAGGCAAUGCCCCCACACUCAAACUUCGAUUCCGACCAUAAUUCUUUUUCCGGGGGGGAGAUACGGGCAUAUUCUCCUGCACCUGUUUCGGCAAGAAGCUGUUGCCCAAUGACGAGAAACAGACAUGGGAUCAGUCCCGUCAAAAUACUGGUAAUGUCUGUACAUCCUCCAGAAGAUGCUGAGUGGAAAACACUGAGAGAGGACAUGAGCAGUCAAAACUGUGGGACUGUGGGACUGUGGGAUUGUGAGAUGUUGGAAAAGUUGAGAGGUGCUUUUAUUGAGAGUCUUGGACCCGGAGAAUUGAGACAGAUUGGCAGUCUUGGUGGUGGUGGCCUGUUGGAGCAUUUCCGAGACAUGGCUAUCCUAAACAGGGGUGUUUGUUUCCCAUACCUUCCAUGA
Messenger RNA from Tremella mesenterica DSM 1558, 498 nucleotides. RefSeq lists its product as uncharacterized. Bases 1 to 498 code for a protein of 165 amino acids. Lineage: Eukaryota; Fungi; Basidiomycota; Tremellomycetes; Tremellales; Tremellaceae. The transcript is spliced from 2 exons. The record is from RefSeq and is a predicted model, not a curated record.